Closterium sp. Naga37s-1 is the source of this 3162-nucleotide messenger RNA. NCBI's taxonomy places the organism in Eukaryota, Viridiplantae, Streptophyta, Zygnematophyceae, Desmidiales, Closteriaceae. The record is from the annotation of a GenBank genome assembly.
AUGGAGGCACCGAUCCGCGUGCGACGCGUGGACUUCGACAUCAGCAGCGAGAACCACUACGUGAUCGUGAUUCACGGCACGUUCGACGCGCCGCCACCCGGCGGAGCGCCGACGUGGUACCAACCGCCGCCUGCCGGCGAGCAGAAUUUCUGCCGGAAGCUCAGCCGGCUGCUCGCGCUCGGGCCGAUCGGGCAGGACGCGGUCUGGCGCGACUUGCCGUGCUCCGCGCUCCCGGGAAUUCCGUACCCGUUCCACUGGGACGGCUCGAACACUCAUGCGGGGCGCGUAACGGCGGCGAUGAAGCUGCACAACCUGAUCGACCAGAUCGCGCAGAAUGACCCAGCGGCGCGGAUCCACCUGGUGGCGCACUCGCACGGCGGGAACGUGCUGCUCAAGACGAUCGAACUGUACAUGGCUAAGCUGGCGCGGCGCCCCAAGGCGGAGUGGCACCCGGCGGUGGCGCAGCGGUUCUGGGCGGCGCACCGGCGCAGCUACGAUUUAAUCAAGAAGUGGCGGCGGCUGGAGUUGUACGAUUCGUGGUGGCGCUUCUUCCCCUUCCUCGUCGUGUACCGAGGGUUCAACGGGCAGAGGGUGAGCGGCGUGAAGGAGACCUACCCAUGGGCACUCCACCAGUGGCUCGACUCCCUCCUGGACCUCCCAUCCGUGCGCCAGCGCCGCUUCCUCUCCUUCCGCCAGGCCACGUCCCCCGUGACCAACGCCCUCGGCUCUCUGGUGUUCCUGGGCACGCCGUUUUACAUCAAGAAGUGGCAGCGCCACGGCUUCGUGCGCAUGCUGCUGUCCGUGGGGGUGGGCGUGCUGCUCACGUAUCUCUUCAUUCUCGCGUACACGGCGCUGUGGGAGCUGCUCGUGCUGCUCAUGGCUGGCCGCCCGCAAGAGUUUUACGCGGAGUCCGGCCCUCACUUCAUCCUCCUUCUCAACUUCCCCAUCGCCACGGGCAUCAUGCUGCUCGUUCUCGUCAAGCAGAUCAUGGAUGCCACAGGCAACACGGUGCUGUACAGCGGCAACCUCUACCACAACCCGGCCUUCGACUGGUCGCCUGCCAUGUCCGCCCUCGUCAUUCACGCCGGCAAGCUUGAUGAGGCGAGCCUCGCGCUAUCCAUGGAGCCAAUCACGCGAGCCUACGUCUUCCCGCACCUGACAAAACUCCUGAAGCAGCCCCCCUGGGCGCCGCUCCCCAAGGCCCCCACACGCUACGCCCCCCAGCGCGUGUGGUGGGCAUACCUGUGUCACUGCAUGGUCGUGCUCGUGUGGGACAUUCUCUUCUUCCUCCCUGCAGCCGUCUUGUCUCUCUUCUCGCACCUCAUCGCGCCGCUGGUGACCAGGUGGAUUCAGCAGGCUGUGGUGGCGGUCAGCUUUGGGCUGUCUCCAGGGGAUUUGAGUUAUGCAUACGUUUAUGUGGACGAGAAUCUCGACAUGGAGCUGGCUACACAGCAAGUCGACCACUGGAACGUGCAGAAACUGCUGGCAGAGGCGAAGACCAAGUCACUCAAGGGAGAGCUCAUGCCCGGCUAUGAGGACGACACCGUGGAGCAACCUGAUUGGCUGGAGCCAGUUCUCUUCCUCACUCUCUACCACCCCUUCCCCGUUGCUCUCCUCCCCAUCUCCCCAUCUCCCUCUCUCCCUCUCUCCCCCCCCCCCCCCUCCCCCCUUCAGAAACUGCUGGCGGAGGCGAAGACCAAGUCACUGAAAGGAGAGCUCAUGCCCGGCUAUGAGGACGACACCGUGGAGCAACCUGAUUGGCUGGAGCCGUCCCCCGCGGCCCAUCACCGUGACCGCACGCCUGUUUUUGACAGCAGCAGCACCAGCACUGCCACUGCGCAUCAGCAGCCCGAGUGGCUCAAGCUCCCCCCCGCUGCUGCUGUGCAACCCCUCUCGUGCGAGGAGGGUAGUGGAAGUGGGGAGGGUGGCGGAAACGAGGGGGCUGCUGCGGUGAGGAAGAACACUCACAGCGUGUUCCGGAGGCGACGGGGGGCGCGAGGGCUGCUGCUGAGGCGGACAGGCAAUGCGCGGAGCAAGGAGGGCGGCAAGGGGGGUCGGCUUGGGUGCCUGGCAGGCGGGACAGAAACGGGUGAGGGAGAAGGGGAUGGGGACGGGGAGAGUGACAAUGCAGCUGAGAUAGUUACAUCUGGACCUGGUCCUGUUGCAUCCGGUGCUCCAUCUGGUGCUGCCCCCACUCCUGCUGGCCCCGGUCCUGCCAGUACAAGCACUGCCAGGGACCCGCGUGAGAAGCUGGCCUUUGAGUUCCUCUGGGACGACCGGGAGCUCUCCCACCUAGCAGAGCAGUCGCAGACGUUCCAGCGCCUCAAGUCCCAGCUCCCCACCAUGGGUCGCAACCCUCGGUUGAGCGACCGAGAGUUUGAGCGACAGUUGCAGCAGCUGUGUGUGAUGAUCGAGGAGCGUGUGGGGGAGAUUACAGGGCGGUGUGAUUUGAAUCACGGGGCGUAUUUCCGGGAUCCGAGGAUUUUGAGAGUGGUCGCACAUUUUAUUGAGAAGCGGGAGCUUCCGGAGUGGUCUAAGAAUGUGGACGGGGAUAUAUGGCGGUGGAAUGAGCAUUUGAAUGAGGUGCACUCGCUGCAGCUGCUGCAGAUGUCACAGGGAGGGCGGGGAGUGGGAGGUGAUGGAGGGGUGGAAGGCAGUGGGGCGUCUAUUUGUCCAGAGUGUAAAGGUGCUUCUGCUAAGCUGAAAACGCUCUUUAGGAGUAUCCGGGGGGGGAGUCAGAGGGAAGGGGGCCAGAGGGAGGGCGGAGGGCACGGGUUUUUGAGCGGCCAUGCAGUGCAUUUUCCGCACAUGCCUGAUUUCGCCAGUGGCGCACGGACCUUGCAUCUACCGCACAUGCCUGACUUGGCCAGUGGUGCACGGACCUUGCAUCUUCCACACAUGCCUGAUUUUGCCAGCUUUGGGCAUCACAAGAGCAAGGCAGUGGGAUUUGGCGCUCCUGCUGGUGCUGCUGGUGGCACUGCUGCUGCAGCUGCUGCUGCUGUUGCUGCUGCUGAUGCUGCUGCUGCUGCUGCUGCUGCUGCUGCUGCUGCUGCUGGUGGAGUUUCACGAACUCCUGACAGCCACACAGAGAGGGCGGGCAGCAGUGAGCAGCAGGCACGGCGGCUGAUGAUGCAGCGAUCAAUGCCGGUCUCCCAUAUGUGA